AUGCCCAGAGAGGCAGGAAACGGGGCCAGCCAGGGGGACUCGGGAGCGGCUGCACUUUCCUGUCCCCCGCCGAGGAGAGCGGAGGAGCAGCGGCCCGUGGCCUGGCGAGUUUCCCCGGAGAGGAGCCGGAUUCCGGUGCAGGGACGGAGCGAGGAGUCCGAGGUGCAGGAGGGCGGAGCAAGAGGGGGAGGAGGAGAGCAGGUGCGCCUCGCCUGGCAGAAUCAGGCCCCGAGUCCAGCCAGAGGCUGCAGGGCGCCCCCCAACCGGACAGGAAGGGGAAGGGGCGCAGCUGAGGGGCAGGGCAUCUGCAGGAGGGCACAGGGGCAAACAUCUCUGGCUCAGGCUGGCACGGACCCUGCCGGAGCCCUGGGGAGCUGCUCCCUUCAGUCCUGAGCUCAAGGGGCAGAAUGAGGGGUCCAAGGCAGCUGCUGCUUCGCGAUGGACGAUGCAUAUAGUCGUCUGAUGAUCAGCGGCGUACCUGGGGCUUUUGCCGCCCCUCUCCCUGUCCCUCAGCAGGGAGCCCAGCCCAUUUCGACGGUCCUCCCCACGGGGGAGAGGGAAGGGGAGGCAGGGGGGAAUGGAAGAGCACUGCAGCGGGGGUGGGGGUGGCUCUUACUUUGCAGCCCCCUGACACCCUUUGCAGGCCACUACUCCUGCCCCCCCUUCCUCUUCCAGUGCCAUUGAAAAAUCUACCGCCCUCCUUCGUGAAUUAGUCUGAUCGCCUUUGAAAGCUCUCUUUGCCACCACCAUCACCGCAUCUUCUGGCAAUGAUGUCCAUCCGAUUCAUUUAGCAAGGAAAUGGCUUCUUUUGCCUGCCCCAAAUCAAAGUACACUGUGCCUUUAUUAGUCAGGGCUAAUAAAACAGCUGAUAGAUCCAUUCCCAGGAGAACACGUCUGAACUUUCCCCCAAGCUAUCAAAGCUAGUGUGUCUGCGUGUAGAUAAGUGAGAGAGCCUUAAAGCAUGUUUUGUUAAAGGUUUUAUCUCCCACCUUCCCCAGUAAUACGGCUGAGUUUUCAGACAAAGAGUUGAAGUGGGUGACGGUUUUGAGAAUGCAGAGGAAAGGAGGAUUCUUAAGAAGAGUGGCACAUGUAAAUGAAUAAAAACGUUGAAGACAGUAUUGUAAAAGACUGAGGAAGGCGAAAUUGAAAUUAGCUAUUCAUUUUCAGAUUAUUACUCAUUUCUAUACUGCUUCAUAUUUUUAAGGGAAAAAACAAAGUAAUUAGAGAGAAAUUUCGUUGCAGUUUAUGUCCAUAGGAUGUUGAGAACAUUAACUCUGUAGAUCCAGGAGUUCUCUCCUCCUGAUAGUCCCAGAUUUGAUUGUUCUUUCUGAUAAAGGAGGAGGAACAAAACAUUUAUGGGCUUAAAGCUGCAUUGAUUCUGGAGGCCACAUUCCAGUGAGCUCUGUGGCCAAUGUAUGCACAUGCAUGCGCACUCAUAAAAGAGAUGCAGACCAUAAAGUCACAUGCACACACGCCAGAGGUGCUGCACGCACUCACCAGACAUGCCAUCUAGCAUACAUACAAGUCUUGCAAACUCAAUCAGCAUGUUUAGACCUUCCAACCCCAGUUCUGGGGUGGGGAAAAAUAAGAGCACAAGAAGACCCUGCUGAAUUAGCAAUGAGAUCUGUGGAAAAAAGACCCUUCUGAUUGUUCUUUAGAAAUCCUCUUUAAAGAGCAGCCAGAGGGAUCAUUUAUCUCCAGAUCAGGGCUUCUAUCCCAUUUCAGCACUGUGCUGAUUCCUGCUGACAUUGGAGUUUAAAGGAUCUCUCUAAGGGCUCUUUAAGGGACGCGGGUGGUGCUGUGGUCAAAACCACAGAGCCUAGAGCUUACCGAUCAGAUGGUUGGCAGUUUGAAUCCCCACGACGGGGUGAGCUCCCAUUGCUCGGUCCCUGCUCCUGCCAACCUAGCAGUUCGAAAGCACGUCAAAGUGCAAGUAGAUAAAUAGGUACUGCUCCAGCGGGAAGGUAAAUGGCGUUUCUGUGUGCUGCUGUGGUUCUCCAGAAGUGGCUUAGUCAUGCUGGCCACAUGACCUGUACACCGGCUCCCUCAGCCAUAAAGCGAGAUAAGCGCCGCAACCCCAGAGUCAUCCGCAACUGGACCUAAUGGUCAGGGGUCCCUUUACCUUUACCUUUAAGGGCUCUUUAGACAACUCUCUCUCUCUCUGGGACAGACAGAGAGGUUCAUCACAUGAUGAGACCAAGAGAUGGAAACCACAGGGACUAGCAGGCCACAUGAAGUGGGUUAUUUGGUUUUGUUGGUCAAUAUUCCUUCUCUUUGUUUGUUUCUUAGGCUGUGCAGACACCAUACAUUUAAAGCACGUGUCUUCCCCCAGAAAAUCAUGGGAACUGUAGUUUAUUGCUACAGUUCUCAGCACCCUUAAGAACUUGGGUUUCUUGGGUGAAGUCAUAUACUUUAAAUGUUAGGUUGGUCUGUCACAGCCUUAACCCUAUAGAAAGAUCUGUUGUUUCUUUUCCAACAUGCUAGAAGUUGCAGCCAGGAUCAGCAUUCCCUGUCCACUGAACAUGCUCAGUCCUCUCACUGGGUUGUUUUUGGAUUUCCCUCCCACUGCCUUGGUUCUCCCACCCCCAAAUAUUAUUUGUACUUCCAUAAACCUUGGGGUUUCCCCAAGUCUGGAUAACUUCUUCUUGUGCAUGGGUGGGGUGGUUUGGGUGACAUUGUCAUUCACAGCCUGAACAUAAGAAUUAGGAGUAAUAAUAUAUUUCAAAAACCGACUACAGUGGAACCUCGGGUUGCAGACAUAAUCCAUUCCGGAGACUCAUCUGCAACCCAAAGUUUCCUCAGGCCGAGGCACUGCGCAUGCGCGCUGUGUGGUUUAGCGCUUCUGCGUAUGUGCGAGCGUCGAAACCAGGAAAUAACCCAAAGGUAAGCAGAAGGUUACGUAGCCCGAAGGCAAUGUAACCCAAGGCACCACUGUAAUGGUUAAAAAAUAUGCUUUUGUUUUUAUUCUUGAGUUUUAUUCUAUACUGUUACUUUACUUUGUGUUGAUUUCCUUUCCAGCAGGGCAGCGUACAAAUGGAAGAGCAGAGGCCAAGGAGACCCAUUCAAAGGGCGAGACUGGAAUCCAAAGGGAAAAAAUCUCCUGCGGACCAACUUGGGACCAUUAGGGAUCUUCUGCCUCGGGCAGAUUUACAUCAAAUUAAGCAGGAGUCAGAGGAGGAGGAGCCACAGCAGCACUGGGAUGCCCAGUGGCAGGAUUUCCUGAAGACGAUGCAGCCCCCUCGUUCACGGUGGGAAACCCCACAAGCUCCCAGUCCUCCCCUCUCUGGGCAUGGUGUCCUUCCGGCCUCCUUCAGGGGAGCUGCGGAUGCCAGUCGGUGGCCCAGUGGGAGAGCAGGGGGGACAGACCAGACCCUGCCAGACCUGAGUGGGGAGGCACACGAGGAAGGAGGGGAGCAGAUUUCCUCUGUGAAAGUGAAGGAGGAGAUCCUGGACGAGGAGGAGGAAGACGCCAACAUGAGGUCGGAGAUGGAGCGGCAGAGCUUCAGGCGGUUCUGCUACCAGGAGGCCGAGGGGCCCCGAGAGGCCUGGCUUCGGCUCCAGGAACUUUGCUCCCGGUGGCUGAAGCCAGAGAGGCGCACCAAGGAAGAGAUCAUGGAGCUGCUGGUCCUGGAGCAGUUCCUGACCAUCCUGCCUGCGGAAAUGCAGAGCUGGGUCAAGGGAUGCAGGCCAGAGACCUGCGCCCAGGCGGUGGCCCUCGCUGAGGACUUCCUGCUGCAGCUGCAAGACACCGAGGGGCUUCUGGGAAAGGUAAGUGCCUUCCUCUCACCUGGGUCUCCAGCAUCUCAUGGUCUCAGGUCCAGUGCCUCUAGACAUGGAGGUUCUGUUUAGCUAUAGCAGGCACAUCCAAAGCCCGUUUUAGGAGCCUAAUCCGGCCCACCGGUCAGUUUAAUCCAGCCCCCAGAGGCAGUUCCUUCUCUGGGUUCUAAAAAACGUUCAGCAAAUUUGGGGUAAGAUCCUAAAAAAAAGCUCAACAACUUCAACCCUAAAAAAAGCUCAAGAACUCAUGCAUGUUCACUUCAUCAAAUCUGGCCCCCUUUGGAAAAAGAUUGGGCACCCCUGAGCUAUAGUGACAAAGAUUCAUUGACAGGCCCAUCCUCCUCACUGCAUUUCUCUCUAAUCCUUAAAAAAAGGCUAAUUAGAGCAAACAUCUGGAGGCAUUCAAAGCAUCUUCGGGGGACUUUGGUUUUCAUCAGCAUAGCAGCUGUGGCGAAGGAGGUUUCCUUCCUAUCACCGCCGUCUUCCUGAUCUACAUUGCUCCCCCACCCUGUCCAUAAUGCUGUUUGCUCCCCAGUGAGGGGGGGGGGGGAAUCUAGAUUUUUCUUGUGGUUUCAACGCUCCCAUCUGCAGUGUAAGAUUGUUGUAAUGUUUGUUGAGAUGAUGCCCAUGUUCAGGACAGGUGAUUGUACCUUGGCUUAUUAAACAUGGAAAGGAAUAAGCCAUUUAUUUAUACAAGAUCAGUGGGACUCACUUCCUGGUAGGUGUGUAUAGGAUUGUAGUCAUUGAGAUGCUGUUUAUCGAAAUAUAGCAGCGUCUCUGCUAAUCUGCCUUCCAAUGUGUUGUGGGGGUUACUGGGUUGUUUUUAUUUUGAAUGUAUUUUGAAUGUAUUUUUUUGAAUGUAUUUUGAAUGUAUUUUGAAUGUAUUUUUUGUCCUGGGACCUGCGGUAUACAAAUUUUAAAUAAAUAAAUCUGGAUUUGCACCCGUGUUUCUGUUCCAGGUGUCUUGGCCUGCAGAAGAUCUUGCUAAUUCCCCAAAGUCUGAACAAGAUCUGUUAGACACAGCAAACAUUCAUCUCUCUGCAGAGGCUGAGGAGGAGAGCGAAGAGGAGGCCAGCUUUCUGGGUAAGGGAUAGGGGUCUGGAUCCUCUGGUCGUUUUGCAGUUUCUGUGGCGAAAUUAUCAGGCUGCUUUUGACAGUGAAAGCUCUGAAAAAGCCACUUCCCAAACUAGCACCUUCGAGGGAUUUUGAGCUGCAACUCCCAUCAUCUGCAGCCAGCAUUACCUGAAGGGAUGAAUUUGGGAGAAUGCUGUUGUGGGGGGAAAGCCCAACUUUCACCCUCCUUUUCUGAGACCCAGAUGUGAUAUGCAGUGCCUCUUCACAUUUAUUUACCGCGCAUGGUUUUUUUUUUGUUAAUGCAAAUAACAUUUUCAAGGGGUGGGUUGUUGUCAGCUCUCCUGCAGCUGCCGUUUGCAUUGGGAGGAAAGCCUUGAGUGGCACCCAGGUCUCUGCCCUUUAGAUCUCUCAUUCCAUUUCUAGAGCUUGAUACAACAUGGAGCAAGUGGCUGUUCUGGUUGACUAGUAUAGGCUGAGCAUCAUCUAGAAAAGGGAGAGCUUUUCUAGCUUCAGUUGCAAACUGAAAGGCCUUAAGAUGCCCUUUGCCACGUUCCUUUUUAAAAUUGAUAUAUUUUAUUUAAUGCAUUUUGUUUAUUAAAUUUCCUUCUAGAAGAAUAUAGUGUUAUUAGUAGUAGCAGCAACACCACAGGAAGCUGUCUUUUAUCAAAGUCCAUUGAGCUCAAUAUUGUCUACUGUACGCUGACUGGUACCAAACCUUCAGGCUUUCUGUCAGCCCUACCUGGUGAGGUCAAGAAAUUAGCUGUUAUUGUUUCUUUGACCCUGCCAUUCCUCUUGCGAGAGGCCAGGAUGGCAAACAAAGCAAAGUUAAAACCACAAUGCGAAAUAAAAUACAUAUAAAAUUCAAUAUGCCAGUGAGCCGUAGAUUGUACAAAUAGUACUACCUUCUUUGGAAGCCACAAUACAGUUGUCCCAUCGACAAAAUAACAAAGUGACAAUCUUUUAAAGUUUUCUUCUCCAUAAAUUUUACUGCCAUCAACUAAUUCAUAAGCACAGUUUAUGUAAAUAUGUGUUACAUGCUUGCAUGGAGAAAGAGGAAAGAGAAGUAUUAAAUUAAAUUGCAUGUUGUUAGGCUUAGUUAUAGAAAGGAAACAAGGAAGGGCCAUAGCUUAGUGGUAGAGCAGUUGUCUGGCAUGCAGAAGGUUCCCAAUUCCCAGCAUCUCCAACUGAGGCUGAGAAUGUCCCCUGUCCAGAUAAUUGUUUACAAUGUUCUUUUAAGUAACUUGUACACUUCCCCUAUUCUUUAUUCUAUUUGUUAUCUUCUUGAUCUCUGAUCUUCCCAGUCAUUUUAGCCAUUUCAGCAUAGUCCAUCAUCUCUGUCAGCCAUUCUUCCUUUGUAGGUAGUUUAUCUUCCUUCCAUCUUUGAGCAAGUAGCAUUUGCACAGCUGUCGUAGUGUACAUAAAACAGUCUCUUCCGCUCCUUUGGUAUUUCUGGACCUAAAAUUCGUAGUAUAAAAGCUUCUGUUUUUUCCACAAAUAUUCUGACUCAUUAUAAGGAAGCUUCCUGUGUUCCUAAAUGAGUGUGGCAGUAUAAAAUAGCUUUGAUAAUUGAUCCAAUUUGCAGCUUUGAGGGUUUUUCCUCCAGUGUGGAGUAGAGGUGAGUUUUUGAUUCUCUCUUUGUUCCGGCAGGCAGCGACCAAGCGUAUGAGAAUGGGGGCGAGUCCUUCCCCUUCGAAAGGCACCCACAAGUGGGCAUCAGUGGAGUGUCCUUGGCAAGACUCAACGGGAAAUUUUUCCAGGUUUGUGGGUUGGGAGAGAUGCCAGGCGAUCAACAGAGUCAAGACAGCCACCGGGAGAACUCAGCAGAGGUCCAAGCUUUUCUUUGUGAUGAGAGCAACAGAGGAAGCACCUUCCCCAAGGGAAGCCAGAAGGCGAAGAGGAAAAGGACAGGCCCUGACUGGGGCAGCGUUUUACGCCGGAGCUUUGAUUUCCCUCGGAAUCAGAAGAUGCAGAAGCUAUACACGUGCACCUACUGCGGGAAGAUCUCCAACAACAGUGCGCACAUGAUUAUCCACGAGAGGACCCACACUGGGGAAAAGCCGUACAAGUGCUCAGAGUGCGGCAAGUGCUUCAGCACCAACUGCAACCUUAUGAAGCACACGAGGGUCCACACGGGCGAGAAGCCGUACAAAUGCUCGGACUGCGGGCGGAGCUUCAGCGACAAGGCCUCCCUUAUCGUACACGAGAGAACCCACACGGGAGAGAAGCCUUAUGAGUGUCCGAUGUGUGGGAAAAGCUUCACCUCCAGCUCCAACCUCAUCACACACAAAAGGGUGCACACGGGGGAGAAGCCGUAUAAGUGCUCCGAGUGCGGCCAGAGCUUUGUCCACAGGCCCCAGCUCGUCAUCCACAUCCGGACGCACACAGGAGAGAAGCCGUACGAGUGCCUGGAGUGCGGCAAGAGCUUCAAUCAGAAAGCAGACCUCAUUAUACACGGGCGAACCCACACCGGGGAGAAGCCGUACGAGUGCGCGGAGUGCGGGAAAAGCUUCAUCUCAAGCUCUUACCUCCGGAAACACGAAAGGCUUCACACGGGGAAGAAAACCCAAGCCGGGGAAGAAACCCACAAGUGCAGCUACUGCAGGAAGAGCUUCAUCAGCCGGUCCAAGCUUCUCAUCCACGAGAGAACGCACACGGGAGAGAAACCCUUUGAGUGCGCCGAGUGUGGGAAAAGCUUCAGCACGAGCUCCAACCUUGUCAAUCACAAGAGGGUGCACACGGGAGAGAAGCCCUAUCAGUGCACGGAUUGUGGGCAGAAGUUCAGCACGAACUCCAACCUUGUCAACCACAGGAGGGUUCACACAGGCGAGAAGCCCUACGAGUGCUCGGAUUGCGGGCAGAGCUUCGGCCACAAAGCAUCCCUUAGACGACACAAGAGAAUCCACUCGAGAGAGACCACCUCCUGAGUGCUUGCAUUGCGGACAAAGGUUGAGACCUGCUCUUCUCACAGGCUCGUAGGAAGCUGCCUUAUACCAAGUCAGAGACCAUGGGCCUGUCUAGCUUAGGAAGGGCUGUUGUAGAGCACCUGCCUCGCUCGCAGGUGGUCCUUGGUUCAAUCCCCGGUGUUGCCAGGUAGGGCUCUGACUGUCUUGUCUGAAACCUUUGAGAACCACUGCCAGGUCACUGAGCUAAAUGAACCAGUGGUCUGACUUGGUAUAAGGCAAGUUCCUAUUUCUAGCUCAGAAUUGGGUGCUUCCAGAUGGGUGUUCACGGUGGGAUAAGUGCUCCUCACCUUAUGCCAGCCCAUAUCCUCGCCCAACCCCCCAUUAGUCCAGAUUUACCCUUUUCAGGAACUUUAAAAAAGACCAAGCUGUUGUCAGUGACCCAUUUGCAAUGGCUCUGAACCUGUAAUAUUAACACCCAUCCUUGAAUCACCCAUUUUUCACACACACUAGCAGUGGCUCUGCAGGGAUUCAGGCACCUUCCUGGCCCUGCCUGGAGAUGUCGGGUAUUGAUCCUGGAACCUGCAGGCAAAGCAGUUGCUCUACCUCUGACCUUCCCAGCUAGAACAGGCCUAGACUGCCUGCAAAUCUUGCAAGGUCAGAUUUUGAGCUGGAACACCAGGGAUUGACGAUGGUGCUUUAAAUGUAAAUGCUGGAAGAAUUCAUACUGGGGAUCUCUUUUAACGGUUAAAGCAAAUAAGGACAAUUACUGACCUCUCUCAUCGCUUAGACUCUAGGCCGGGGUGGGGAACCUCAGGCCAAACGUGAACCUUCAGGUUUCACUGUCUGGCCUUCAUAAUUAUUAUUAUUAUUAUUAUUAUUAUUAUUAUUAUUAUUAUUAUUUACACCCCACUCAUCUGGCUGGGUUUCCCCAGCCACUCUGGGUGGCUUCCAACUGAAUAUUAAAAACAAUACAGCAUCAGACAUUAAAAACUUCCCUAAACAGGGCCACCUUCAGUUGUCUUUUAAAAGUAAAAUAGUUGUUUAUUGCCUUGACAUCUGCUGGGAGGGCAUUCCACAGGGCAGGCGCCACUACCGAGAAGGCCCUUUGCCUGGUUCCUGUAACCUCACUUCUCGCAGCGAGGGAACCACCAGAAGGCCCUCGGCGCUGGACCUCAGUGUCCAGGCUGAACGAUGGAGGUGGAGACGCUCCUUCAGGUAUGCAGGACCGAGGCUGUUUAGGGCUUUAAAGGUCAGCACCAACACUUUGAAUUGUGCUCGGAAACAUACUGGGAACCAGUGAAGAUCUUUCAGGAGCAGUGUUAUGUGGUCCCGGCGGCCACUCUCAAUCACCAGUCUAACUGCUACAUUCUGGAUUAAUUGCAGUUUCCGAGUCACCUUCAAAGGUAGUCCCACGUAGAGUGCAUUGCAGUAGUCCAAGCGGGAGAUAAAUAGAGCAUGCACCAUUCUGGCGAGACAGUCUGUGGGCUGGUAAACAGCUGCCCUGGACACAGAAUUGAUCUUUGCCUCCAUGGACAACUGUGAGUCCAAAAUGACUCCCAGGCUGUGCACCUGGUCCUUCAGGGGCACAGUUACCCCAUUCAGGAUCAGGGAGUCCUCCCUUCCAGCCUGCCCCCUGUCUUCCAAGAACAGUACUUCUGUCUUGUCAUUAUUCAACUUCAAUCCGUUAGCUGCCAUCCAUCCUCCAACCGCCUCCAGACACUCACACAGGACCUUCACUGCCUUCACUGGUUCUGAUUUAAAAGAGAGGUAGAACUUUCCCCAGGCCGCUCCCCUCACUGGCUCCUGCACCUUUCACCAGAAGCAUCCAGAUCUCACAGGCAGAACACGAGGAUGUAAGAAGUAGCCUUAUUCAUCGAGACUGGUGUUAUGCAUUCUGACAGGCACGGGCUCUCCAAGCUUUCAGGUGGAGAGUGGGCCUUCCACAUCACCUGCUGGAGAUGAGCCUUACGUGGACAAAUUGUGCUCUACAACUGAGCUAUGGUGCCUUUUGAAAAGGUCCCGCAUUGGGUUCCUGGAAUCUCCCAUUAAAAAAAAUAUUUGAGAGCGCUGUAAUUCUGGGACAAUGGAACCAAUGGCCUGACCUGGUCAGUAUAAGUUGGCUUCACGUUUCCCCCAUGGAAAAGGGGGGGGCAUGAAGAUGGUGCAGACAGGGCCUCUCCUGACCUGUGAGCAUCUCCGUCACAUGUUGUUUAGCAGGUGUUGGUGGCCAUCCGUCAUGGAUGCUUUGCAUUGCAGGCAGUUGGACGAGAAGACCUUUGAGAUCCAAUUCUGCAAUUCUGUGUGCCCCCUGUUCCCCCUCACUUGUGAAUGGAGCCCUUUCUAGGUAGGGUCGGGAAAGACUCUGUGCCUGAAACUAUGGAGAGCUGCUCCCAGUCAGUGCAGACAAUGGGGGGGGGGGCAGUUGUAGCUUAGUUUGCAUGCAGAAGGUUCCCACACCCCCAUGAAGGACUGGGAGAGACCACUGUUUGAAACCCUGAGGAACCGCUACCAGUCAGUGCAGACUAUUCUGAGCAACAUGGACCAGUUUGGGUCACAUCUAAUGUUCCUAACUGAACUGGCUCUACAUAACUACUAGCUAAUGUUAUUAGGGCGUACAAACAGCAAAGGCUGUUGAAGAUGACACUUAAUUGCCCCUCUGUGGGACAUCUUUCUUCCCUGGGUUAGGGAAACAACUCUAGCAUUUAAAGAAUUCACCAAUAGUUAAGUGAGGUGAUCAUCUACUGAGGACAUAGUGUAGUAUUCCUAACCUAUGACUUAGAAUUAUUUUGAUUUAAAUAACAACAGUAAUGAUAAUUACUACAUGAGGCUUGUCUGUGUUUUUUCCUCUUUCUGUCUGUUUAAAUAAACUUCGUUGAUUUUGUAAA
Molecule: messenger RNA, 10639 nt
Organism: Podarcis lilfordi (Lilford's wall lizard)
Lineage: Eukaryota; Metazoa; Chordata; Lepidosauria; Squamata; Lacertidae
Source: the annotation of a GenBank genome assembly